CUUUGUCACUCUGACACUGACGUUUACGUUUCGUUAGUCUGCGGUAAUAUUUCAUCUUAAUGUGGAAAUUUUAUAAAUAAAUAAGAACAUGAAAAUUAAUGUCCAAUUUUAAGCUGGAAGACCUAUUUAUUUAUUUAAUUUCCAUAUUUUGUUUAUUGUGGUUACUUUUUAAACUUCACUAUCAUCCUCUUUAACCAUUUUACGAUAUUUUGUGUCAAAAACUUUGCGUUAAACGUAACGUAAUUAUAUUGGUUGGUAGGUGAUUUGCUUGCUCGAUUUAAUUACAUAGUAUUAUUAUCAUAUUUUAUCAACCAUGUUUUCAUAAACAUUCCCAGCUGAGUGCCCCCUGUCUAUCCGCGUGUGUUAUUGUUAUCAGUAGCGUGUUUAUUCGCGAUCGCGCCGGACUCCCGCAUCGUGCGACCGCGGUCGCGACGUCAUGACCAGCGUUUUUUGUUAACUGAAUUCAAUUCAAAGCGAUUUUAGGGCACAUUGACUACGAAAUUACGAAACCAGUGGUAGCCCCACUUGUAGAAGCACUGUUUGCUCACAAGCAAAUCGUCAGAAUUGCGCCUGCUUCCCAUUCGUAUUAAAUUUAAGUCCAGAAUGUCAAGUAUUAAAAUAAGUUUUGCGUUAUUAUUUAUUUACGGUAUUCUCGCUCAAGAUUCUUUGGGCUUAUCGCCGGUUAUCUUAAUUCCCGGAGACGGCGGCAGCCAGUUGGAAGCGAAAUUAAAUAGGACCUCAGUAGUUCAUUACAUAUGUGCCAAGACAUCAGCUGAUUAUUUCAAUAUUUGGCUAAAUUUGGAGUUGCUGGUGCCAUUUGUGAUAGACUGUUGGGUGGACAACUUGAGGUUGGAGUACGACAAUGUGACGCGCACCACUCGGAACCCUGUGGGCGUUGACGUGCGCGUCCCAGGCUGGGGCACCCCGGAGCCUGUGGAGUGGCUCGACCCCUCACAUGAUAAGUCUGGGGCAUACUUCAACAGUAUUGCUGAUGCUCUUGUCAAAAUAGGAUAUGUCCGAAAUGUGUCCAUAAGAGGGGCACCUUAUGAUUUUCGUAGAGCACCAAAUGAGAAUGCAGAGUUCUUUGUUAAACUAAAGACCUUAGUGGAAGAUACCUACAACACCAACAACAAGACAUCUGUGACGCUGCUGGUGCACAGCAUGGGCGGCUCCAUGGCGCUGCACUUCCUGCGGCUGCAGCCGCAGGCCUGGAAGGACCAAUACAUCCGCCGCCUGCUGUCACUCUCCACACCCUGGGGAGGGGCUGUGAAGGCACUUAAAACUUUUGCCAUUGGCGACGACCUGGGGUCCCGCGUGCUGCGCGAGAGCGUGCUGCGCGCGCAGCAGGUCACGUGCCCGUCGCUGGCGUGGCUGCUGCCGUCCCGGCUGUUCUGGAAGCCGCAGGAGGUGCUAGUGCAGACCGACAAGUACAACUACACCAUCAACGAUCUGCAGAAACUGUUCACCGAUAUGAACCUGCCGGACGCGUGGGAGAUGCGCAAGGACACGGAGCAGUUCUCGACGGACUUCAGCGCGCCGGGGGUGGAGGUGCACUGCGUGUACGGGUACAACAUCUCCACCGUCGACAGGCUGGUGUACAAGCCGGGCUCGUGGCUGGACGGGCGGCCGCUGCUGGCGGCGGGCGACGGCGACGGCACGGUCAACGCGCGCUCGCUGGCGGCGUGCGAGCACUGGGCGCGGCGGGUGGGGUAUACCACCAGCACCACCACCCUCAACAACAAGCCCGUCAAGGCGCUGCCGCUGCCCAACGCCGAGCACCUCGACAUCCUGCACGACCCGCGCGUGCUGGACUACGUCGCGACCGUCAUGCGCCGCCCGUAAAGGUGAAGCCGCCUGUGGCGCGCGCUUUGUACGGACUCUACGUUCACUUUUGGCGGAACGGCCCCUUGCCCCCUCAUAUAAUAAAAAAUGCCAAAACGCAACGUGGGGUUGCCGGAGAGCGUGACGCGAAGACGCGAGAGGUCGAUGCCAUGUUUAUACUCGAAAUAUCUGGUCUGACAUUUGGAACGUAAAAACAUAAAAAAAAAAAACCAAUUUAUUAUAAGACUCGGUCAAAAAACCAGUUACGUCCACUGUUUCGUGCAAUGUUAUGAAAAAGUUGUAUUAAUUGAAUAGGUAAAUGAGUUUUAGUAUGAUAGCUUAAGCGAGGCGGUGAGUUUAACUUCGGCAAUUUUAAUCAGCUUCUAGAAGAGCACAGAUUCAAUAUUGUAUUCUAAAACAAUAUUGAUAGGAAAGUGGUUUAAUGAAACUAGUUUUUUUUUUCUAUAAAAUAGUGUUUGGAGUUUUUAAGAGUGUCUCGAUGAGUAUUAGUUGCCAGUAGAGAAAAGUACAGUCAGCAAUAAAAGAUUGUGCCAAAAACGAAAUUUUAGCUAAAAACUUAUUACUUAUAUCUUGGAAACUUUGCGUCUUAGUGACAUGACUACUUACUAACUUACACAAAACGAAAGCAAAUGUGCUUCAAGUUUAAUUAAGUCAAUUUUUUGUAUAUCUUGAAUAGUUUUCGAUAUACGGAUAUCACAAAUACUAUACAAUAUAUCAAAAAACUUGACUACAUAAAACUUAUAACAAAUUUAACUAACUUUAAUUUUAUGUAAAUGGUCAUGUCGCUAAGUUUCCGAGAUAUAAUCGAAAAACUGCCUUUUGAUACGUUCGCCUCCUAAUUAGUCGAAACAAAGUUACGAAGUCAAAAAUUGUGUUCCCUCUAUAACUUAUUUUUUAGCAUUCGUUGCCCGGCCUAUUAGAGAUCUACUGAUAUUAGAUAUAAGAAGUUUAUUUUUGUAUAUUUAGCAUCAACGUCAUAUGGUCCUGUGCAAUGACUAGUCAAUCAAUUCAUUAUGAAAUAUGUCCGUUUUAGCUUAUGCUUCGGUAUUGUAAUAUUUAUAUGCAAUAAUCGUAUUAAAUCAGGGUACUUUUAUUAUUGAUGCUCUCUAACGAAAUGAGAUUUAUUUUUGUUGAUAGGAGAAUAAUUUUAAUAGCUCAAUUUACCAUAAUAAUGUUUCUGCUGCGUAAAAAGUGUUUUUUUUUUUUACUAAUUCAUCAAAUAUAUAAUUGUCUGUCCCCGCCCAAGCGAUCGGGGGCGCGGAAAUAGAAAUGAGUCGUACCCAUCUAUCACUGCGGGCCACUGACGGGAAUAAAAAUACUCUAUAUAACAUAUAAUUUAUUUAUACAUAACUUACCAUGCCCUACUCUCCCCAGGGGCAACUAACGGGAAUAAAACGUACUAUCUGUGGGAACAAACCGAAGUUUAAUUUGGAACCUUCCAAAAUAAACUUACCAAUCAAUACCUAUGGAUUGCUAAAAUUAUUUUCGGUGUACAUUUUUUUGUGUGGCCUGGCUUUGCCGACCGAGUCAAUAUUGCUAUCUUUUAACACAAAUUAAAAUAGUAAACCUAAAAUAAUAUAAGUAUUUACCUAUAUACUUAUCAAUUCACUUCUGAUUAAUUUUUAUACCAUUCCAUUGAUUUAUGAUAGUGGUUCAUAAUAAUUGUUAGCAAUUUCUAUUUACUUACAUAGAUAAUUAUGUAAGUAACUAUAUAUUCACGAUUAAACUUUGACGUAAAUAUCACACGUGAUACUCGUUUAUUUUUAAAGUUACCAUUGUCUUACUAUAGCUAAGUAUAAGUAAUUGUAUAAGUUACGAUAGGUUUGUAUAUAGUUUAUUUAGGACUCGAACUGUACUAAAGUAUAUUUGUAAAAUGGUCUUGCCUUCCUAUAUUACUUGUAAGGAUUAUAUUUUAAACAAUUGAAAACCUUUCAUUGUUUCGUGUUACCCGUUAAAAGUUGUCUAGACGGGACUACCCGCUAUCGCUGCCAAUGGAUUAGCGACUAAUGUCCAAUGACUUAAGGUUUUAUUUGGCGAUCCAAGGGAUAACUUAGUUUUAAUAUAACAGUACUGUUAAAUAAAAUAUGUGUAAUAAAGCUAUUUAUUUUAUAUUUUUGAUUUGAUUUGAUACUUUGUUCUUUUUACUGUAAGUUCUCGGCUGUGAUAAAUAUGCUCCAUUGUUGUGAGACUAUCACGCCAAUAUAAUGUGUUUAUAUUUGGGUAAUAUUUUUGUGGACUCUCUCUCUCUCUCUCUCUCUCUCUAGCGCGCGGACAUUGUCCACUGAAUAGACGAAAAGUCCAAACUGUGAAGGUUAGCUUGAGCCUCCAUAUUAGAGCCGUAUACCAUAAAGUAAGUUCGCCGAUCUGUUAAAUAAAAGAAAUUAAAUAAAUAAACAAACAAAAA
Messenger RNA from Cydia pomonella (codling moth), 4246 nucleotides. RefSeq names its product phospholipase A2 group XV-like. The record is from RefSeq and is a predicted model, not a curated record. Gene Ontology annotation, biological process: lipid metabolic process. NCBI's taxonomy places the organism in Eukaryota, Metazoa, Arthropoda, Insecta, Lepidoptera, Tortricidae. The transcript has 6 exons. Bases 604 to 1842 code for a protein of 412 amino acids.